This is a messenger RNA of Closterium sp. NIES-65, 3744 nucleotides long. The record is from the annotation of a GenBank genome assembly. Lineage: Eukaryota; Viridiplantae; Streptophyta; Zygnematophyceae; Desmidiales; Closteriaceae.
AUGGGCAGAGCGGCAGACUGGGAUGCGUUUGCAGUGCCGGAUGGAUUUCCAAGAAGAAUAUUAGAGGGAGCAGGUCCUUUCUCCGCUACCCGUGGAGCUAGGAAGACACUUGAGGCGGCGCCUCAAGAUGCGUGCACAGCGCCUCCUGGAGUAGCCGAUAGAAUACCCCAUGCGUUUGCAGCACUCGAGGGAGGACCUCCUUUUUCCAGCACCCGUGGAGCCAGGAAGACACUUGAGGCGGCGCGUCAAGAUUCGUUUGCAGUGCCUCCUGGAGUAGCCGAUGUGCCGUCAGGUGGAGGCGGAAGGCGGGUGAAACCAGUGUUGAAGCAAAGCCAGGUGCUUUCGGUGGACGCUGAUGUGGCAGUUCCUGAUUGGCAUUUAUCAAAGCGUGAAAACGUUAGGGCACGAAGACUGCCAAUGCGGAGCAUGGAAGCAGCAGCAGCAGCAGCAGAUGAAGAGGAGCGUGCUUACGAGGAGAAGUCAGUGUGGACAAGGGGAGGAGGAGGACUGCAUGUGGAUGGUUGGAAUGGUGGGGAAAAUGGGAGGGAUGGUGAGGAUGGGAAGGAUGGAGAGGAUGGGAAGAAAAGAGCUAUACCGUUUCCGGCAUGGGAGGAACUGCUGAUGUAUGGGAACCGAGGCAUGCCUCUUGCAUGGAUGCUGCAGCCUUUAGAACGCAUGUUUCCGUCUCCCUUCUCCUGCUGCAGUAGGAUGAGUUGCAGGGCGGAUGGAAUAGGCAGGGCAGGAAUUGGCAGGAGGAGGGGCGGGGAAAGCAGUGGGAGCAGUGAGAGAAGUGGUGGCGACGAAAGUAGUGGGGGCAGUAAGAGCAGUGAAAGUAGUGGGAGUGAGCUGCUAAGUCAGGAGGGCAAGAGGAGCUGGGUGCAGUGGUGCCUGCCACCCCCCCGAGACGACUACCGGGACAAAGAGUUCAUUCAGAUUGAACGAGGCCCGCUAGCCCUUCACCAGGCCUUCAUUCAAAUCCUUUCUGCGGACCCAACAGCCCUCCGAACCGGAGGCUUGGACGUUCGGUUCACAGGCGAGGGUGGGGCCGCAGGUCCGGGAGUGCUUCGGGAGUUCUUCGCCUUCGUUCGGGCACACCUCUUCGACCCGAACCUGGGCCUCUUCUCUCACGUACCUCACGACCCGAGCCGGUUCUCCCUCUCCCUGGCGUCCCGAGCCAACCCUGCCGAAGCUAAGGAGUACCUUCGGUUUGCCGGACGUAUCCUGGCCCUUGCUUUGGCGCAUCAAGUGCCGUUAGGAGUGAAGCUGUCACGGUCCCUGUUUGUGGUGCUUGCGGCUCGCCCACCCUCGCUGGCUGAUGCUGCUGAUGAUGACCCCCAGCUUGUUGCUAGCUGUCGGUCUUUGCUGGCUAUGGCUGAAAGGGAGAGGGAAGAAGCAGCAGAGGGAGGAGGAGGAAGAGAAGGAGGAGUGGAGUCAUUAUGUUUCACCUUUGUGGCUUCGGUAGAGGAUCCGAUGGGGGGGGCACCAAUCGAAGCAGAGCUUGUUCCAGGUGGCAGCGAGCGAGUGGUUCGUGCGGAUGACGUGGCGGAGUUUGUGCAGCGGAUGGUGCAGUUUAGAGUGUGCGGGGUGGUGGAGGAGGAGGGGGAGGCGUUGCGGCGAGGCAUGGAGGAUAUACUGGGGAGCGGAGGAGGGCGGGAUGUGGUUCCAGGGAAGGGGGAUGUGGCCGAAGGAAGGGAAGGGAUGGAUGGGAAAGGAGGGAUGGACGGAAAUGUAAGGGGUCGGGGAGGGCGGGAAGGUGGUUAUGGAGGAGGUAACAUGGAAGGAGGGGACGGGCAGCAGACGCCAAUCCAGAAAAAUGAUGAUGAUUGCUGCAUUGAUUCGGUUGAAGGCAUGAGUCUCGCUGCCAUGCUUGCUCCCCUUUCAUGUGACGAUCUCAAUUUGCUUCUCCACGGGGAGGAUCGCCACGUGGCGGUCUCUGAUUGGCAGGCACACACGGUGUACCACGGGUAUUGUCCGGAAGAUCCCCAGUGUGGGGAUUGGGCCGUCCUGGCCUCUCCUCCCUCUGGCGCAGUUCCUCAGGUUCUUCAGGUUCUCUCUCGCCCCUCCCCUAGCUUGGCGUGCUUCCACUCGUUUGACGUCCCCGACGGUCGCCGCGUAGCUGUACUUCCCAAGGCCCGAGUCGAGCUGCCGAUCUCUGCCGUCAUACCGGUCCUCGUUCAAGAUCGCUGGGUAGCUGGUACUUUCUGCUCUGGAGGUGGUCUCAGCGCACGUUUCUCCAUCACCCAACACGGCCCUCCGUCUCUUGCUGCGAUCCGCAACCUGCUCUACACCACCCGACCCACUACGCAUCUUCAACGCUGGAACGACUGUCUUCGCCAUCCCCUUCCGUCUCUCCCAGGCCUCCUACAUCCCUUUCUCAAAGAGCAGCCGAGUCGCCAACGAGAUCUUCUCUUCCGGCUCUACACUCGAUCGCUCCCGUCUGGAUCCCGCUUUAGGUUCGCAUCAACGGGUGGCGCGUGCCCCCGUUGCCCAACAGCCCCCACAGAGUCACUUCCACAUAUCUUUUUCGAGUGUGGAAACGCCGUCGCCAUCCUCACAGCCGUCCAACGCGUCGCAGUGCAGCAUCUUGGGCAACGGAUUGAUAUAGAACAAGCCCUUUUCCCCCUCGCUUCCCGAGCAGGGCAAGUCGCCCCUUGGAGCCUACUUGUCGGCGCCGCCGCCAAGGUCAUAUGGAACGAGCGCUGUGCCUAUCUAUACGACCAGGAGUCUUCCUCUAUCAUCGACGCCUUGCACAACCAGCAGCAGCGGCCCGCCACGACCGUCGUCCGCGGCGGCCCGGGCGGCGACGCGAUCGUUUCAGCCGUCGGCUUUCCGCUCGUCCGCUCCGCCGCCCCUGACGACUUCUCCGCGUCUGACGGCGCCUCCCCUGUCGCUACCACAACCGCCAGCACCGCGGCCGACAACGUGACGAUAAAGUACCACGGCGGACCGGUGGUGGUGGGCAAUCCAACGGUCAACAUUUACCACAUCUACUACGGCAGCUGGGGGGCGGGGUUGGGCAAGGAGAUAUUAGAGGCGUUCGUGCAGUCGUUGAGUAGUGACUCGGGAAGCCAGGGCGGCGCGGGGGACGCGAGUGUGAAGGGGUGGUGGGCCAUCACGGCCGCGUACUACCAGUCUGGCCCCGACGGGAAGAGGAAUGUCAGUUCCAAGGUUCGUCUCGCUGGGACCGUGAUCGACAACUAUUCACACGGCAAGAACCCGUCAGACAGCGACUUGCGCGCCAUAUUGAAGAGCCAGGUGGGGCCGGGCAAGCCCUUGCCGCUGGACCCUCACGGCAUCUACUGCCCUGGCGCGUGUGGGGUUAGGAGCCCGUCACCCAACGGCAACCCUGGCAUUGAUGGUAUGAUCACCUCACUCGCGCAUGAGAUCACCGAAACUGCCACAAACCCUGCCGGUUCGGGGUGGUUCGUUGACGGGGGCGGGGAGAACGGUGACGAGUGCGCGUGGAAUUUCGGCAGCACCAAAACCGGAUCCCUGCAGAACGGACAGAAGUACGAGUAUAAUCUGGUGGGGCUGGAUGGGAGGAAGUUCCUGUUGCAGCAGAACUGGGACCGCGUGCUGAACAAGUGUGUGCUGCAAAACGCCCUUCCCUCUCCUUCUCCUCCUCCUUCUCCACCUCCACCACCUCCUUCGAGUGGAGGCAGUGAGAAGAUGCAAUGUGAUUGCAACUGUGCUAGUGCCAGCAAUCCCAUGAGCUGCCAGUGCACCUGCACCAAGACAGGGUGA